Cynocephalus volans (Philippine flying lemur) is the source of this 1657-nucleotide messenger RNA. It is a transcript of the gene ZBTB6, whose product is annotated as zinc finger and BTB domain containing 6. The transcript has 2 exons. The coding region runs from base 95 to 1369 and encodes 424 amino acids. NCBI's taxonomy places the organism in Eukaryota, Metazoa, Chordata, Mammalia, Dermoptera, Cynocephalidae. The record is from RefSeq and is a predicted model, not a curated record. Gene Ontology annotation, biological process: regulation of transcription by RNA polymerase II. Gene Ontology annotation, molecular function: protein binding; RNA polymerase II cis-regulatory region sequence-specific DNA binding; DNA-binding transcription factor activity, RNA polymerase II-specific.
CGGAUGUGUUUCCUCCCAGGCUAAAUCCGACUUCCGGCUUGGGCCGCGGCUGCCGCGGAAGCCUCGACUCUAAUUUUCGCAGUUGAUUGUGACCAUGGCUGCAGAGUCUGAUGUUCUACACUUCCAGUUUGAACAACAAGGAGAUGUGGUCUUGCAGAGAAUGAAUCUCUUGAGACAGCAGAAUUUAUUUUGUGAUGUAUCAAUUUAUAUUAAUGACACUGAGUUCCAAGGGCACAAGGUGAUUUUGGCUGCUUGCUCCACUUUCAUGAGAGAUCAGUUUUUACUCACACAGUCAAAACAUGUCAGAAUCACCAUCUUGCAGAGUGCAGAAGUUGGCAGAAAAUUGUUGCUGUCUUGCUAUACUGGAGCACUUGAAGUUAAAAGGAAAGAGCUUUUGAAAUAUUUGACUGCUGCCAGUUACCUUCAGAUGGUUCACAUUGUGGAAAAGUGCACAGAAGCUUUGUCAAAGUACCUGGAAAUUGAUCUUUCUAUGAAAAACAACAACCAGCACACUGACCUAUGUCAAUCCUCUGAUCUAGAUGUUAAGAAUGAAGAAGAAAAUUCUGAUAAAGACUGUGAGAUAAUUGAAAUUUCAGAAUAUAGUCCUGUAAACAUAGAUUUCCAUGUUAAAGAAGAGCAAAGUAAUGCUUUACAGUCUACAGUAGAGAAUUUGGCAUCAGAGAGAAAGGAAAUGAAGUCACCAGAGCUAUCUACAGUAGAUAUAGGUUUUAAAGACAAUGAAAUUUGUAUCCUACAUGUAGAGUCUAUCAGUACAGCUGGUGUAGAAAAUGGGCAGUUUUCACAGCCGUGUACCUCUUCAAAAGCAAGCAUGUAUUUCUCUGAAACACAGCAUUCAUUGAUCAAUUCUACAGUUGAGGGUAGAAUGGCAGAAGUUCCUGGGAGUCAAGGUCAGGGCUUAUUUUGUGAGAAUACUGAAGGAAGUCAUGGUACAGUGAAUGAGAUUCAGAAUCUGGAGGAGGGUUAUUCACUGAGGCACCAGUGUCCUAGGUGUCCUCGAGGCUUUCUUCAUGUUGAAAACUAUCUGCGCCACCUUAAGAUGCAUAAACUGUUCUUGUGUUUACAAUGUGGGAAAACAUUUACACAGAAGAAAAAUCUCAACCGACACAUUCGAGGGCACAUGGGCAUACGGCCCUUUCAGUGUACAGUGUGCUUGAAAACAUUUACUGCUAAAAGCACACUUCAGGACCACUUGAACAUACACAGUGGGGAUCGGCCAUACAAAUGCCACUGUUGUGAUAUGGAUUUCAAGCACAAAUCUGCUCUCAAAAAGCACUUAACCUCUGUCCAUGGCAGAAGCAGUGGGGAAAAACUACCUAGGCAUGAUCUCAAAAGACAAAAUCUGCUAUAAUUAGAAUCACAGACUUGCUUUAUAAACCUUGUAUCAUUCUACUAGGUAAAUGUUUCUGUAGAAAUGCAGCAUUUGUAAUAUUGCAUUCCAAUACCCCCCGCUUCCCCCAUCUUUACGUCUUAUUUUUGGUCUGCUUACACAUAUUUUUCUUUCUCAACUUCUGAAUGCUUCAAGGUUAUGGGAGGUAUGAUAAAGCUGAUGGGAUUCUGUCUUGUCUCGGACAUUACAUUUAAGUCUCAGUGGUAAACUUACAGAAACUGUUCCUAUCUUAAAUAUUCUUGAUUUUAG